Messenger RNA from Branchiostoma floridae (Florida lancelet), 4301 nucleotides. Its product is annotated as kelch-like protein diablo. Gene Ontology annotation, molecular function: protein binding. The coding region runs from base 207 to 2066 and encodes 619 amino acids. The transcript has 9 exons. NCBI's taxonomy places the organism in Eukaryota, Metazoa, Chordata, Leptocardii, Amphioxiformes, Branchiostomatidae. The record is from RefSeq and is a predicted model, not a curated record.
CCAUCUUGCGAAAAAUUUCAGAACUGCAGCACCUUCGACAUCCGUGCAGACGCACUGCACUAUGGGAAUACUACAAGAUGGCCGUCUCUGCUGAAAAGUUUGCGGAAAACAAAAAUUCCAGCGUCCAUUCCUCUACGAAUUCGCUACCUGAAGUCUUCCUAACAAACUAGGGUGUUCCGUCCCUCUGAUGACCUCACAGCUGUGCCAUGGCGUCCCUGCUGCGACCGCGGUUUGAGAGCGAGCAGUCCUUCAGCAGUACUGACCUGAACGACAGCGGAGUGUCCAACGAGACCGACACGGCCGACGAGUUCGUCUUCAAGGAGUCCAACCACCCCAUCCAGAUCCUGGAAGGUCUGAACUCUCUACGCCAAACGGGGUCCUUCUGUGACGUUAGCUUGUGCGUGGACGGGAUUGAGUUUCCGUGCCACCGCGCCGUCCUUGCGUCGUUUAGCCCGUACUUCAAAGCCAUGUUUUCCAACGAGCUCGCCGAAAGCCACCAAGAGAAGGUCACGAUCAACGGCGUGGAAGCCCCGAUGAUAGAACUGCUUCUGGGUUACGCGUACACUUCGGAGAUCGUGAUAACGAAAAUGAACGUGCAGUCACUGUUGGCCGCAGCGAAUCUACUAGAGGUGCUGCCAGUUAGGGAUGCGUGCUGCGCGUUCAUGGAAAAACACAUGGACGAGAGCAACUGUCUCGGGAUCCACUGUUUUGCGGAAGCGCACGCCUGCUCGGAACUCCAGGAAAAAGCGAAGAGUUACGUUCUGACGUCGUUUCCCGAGGUGUGCCAACAGGAGGAGUUUCUUGCGCUCUCGCAGGGAAAGGUCGUAGAGUUCAUCUCGGAUGAUAAACUGAACGUGGAGAAGGAAGAGGACGUGUUUGAUGCAGUAGUUCGCUGGUUGAAUGCAGAUACAGGGUCAAGGAGACACGACUUCCAUAAGGUGCUGGAGCAGGUGCGACUGCCCUUGUUAAGUCCGUACCACCUGCUAGACUGUGUAGACAGCCACAGUGUGAUCCAACAGUCCCAGCCCUGCAGACGCCUGCUGGAGGAGGCCAAGAGUUACCAGUUACUGGAGGAUCGCAGGGGGGAGAUGUUCAGUCCUCGCACACGGCCCAGGAGAUCCACAGGCACAGUUGAAGUGAUCAUCGCGGUGGGAGGUGAGGAUGAUAAGGUGGUACUGCGGAGUGUGGAGAGUUAUGACCCCACCAUGGGACAGUGGCGUACGCUGGCCUGUCUCCCGUUUGCUGUCAGUAAGCACGGACUGGUCGUUUCAGGUAACAACACCUUGUACAUGUCAGGAGGAGAGUUCCCGGAUGGUUCGGCCAGUAAAGACAUGUGGAAGUAUGACCCCAUAUUUGAUGUGUGGACAGAGAUGGCACCCAUGAAUGUACCCAGGUCUGAGCUAGGCCUAGCCAUGCUGGAUGGAUUCGUGUACGCUGUGGGUGGUUGGGAGGGGUCAUCGCGACUGGACUCGGUAGAACGGUACAGCCCCGCCACGAACUCUUGGGCCUUCGUCGCACCCAUGAAGAUGGCAGUCACCAGUCCCGCCAUGGUGGCGUACAACGGGAAACUCUAUGUCACAGGAGGAGCUGUACUUGAAGACGGAGAUGGUAUUGACCUUGUGCAGUGUUACGACCCUAAGACUAAAGCCUGGAUGGAGCUCCAGCCCAUGCUGAUCGCACGGUCGGGGUCUGCAGCUUGUGUACUCAAGGGGUUCAUCUAUGUCAUAGGAGGUUGGCAUGCCUCCACAGAGAACACUAACAAAGUAGAGCGGUACGAUGUGGAGAGGAACCUGUGGGAGAGCAGGGCGCCCAUGAACGAGCGCAGGUACCGCCCGGGCGUGGCCAUCGUGGACGGGAAGAUAUAUGUGUGUGGAGGGGAGGAGGGCUGGGACAGGUACCAUGACACCAUAGAGCGUUAUGAUGCGGAGACAGACAGCUGGGAGAUUGUGGGGGAGAUGCCGACCAGUCGCAGCUGGCUCAGCUGUGUGGCCAUGCAGAUGAGAAUCAGCAAGCCUGCAGCGCCCCCUGACGGCGAGGCCGGAGCUGCAGCUGCAAGACCCCUGUAGGUGGUCAGGAAAAACAGCAUGGGGAGUUGGAACAUAGCUCUACAAUUAUAGAAAAAUUCACAUUCAAAAAGAGGUCCUGUAGAUACAUUUUAAAUUCACAGGGAUUUACUUUCGCGGUAGCGGGAAAAUGAAGUGUAUGCAGUCAGGUUUUAAGUUCGCGUGAAAACUGUGAACAUAAACCCACAGCAAACAUUUCUGCAUUUACAGUACUACCAGUCCUUCUUAUUUAGCUUACACAGUCAAACCUGUACAAGUGACCACCUCUACGUGAGGCCCACCAGGCCAAUGUGGCCACUUUUUUUGUUGGUUCGCUUAGAUGACUUUUUGCCAUUAGAUGACUGUCUAUAGUGAGCACCUGUCCACAUAGGCCAAAUUUUGUUGGUUCCCUGAAUGGUUUUCUUGGGCAAUUUGGACCGCACUUCUGAUCAAUUUAUUUGAUUCUGUCCAAUUCUUUCUAAACAGAAAUUGCUAUUGUGUAGUUUAUUUAUAUACAAGAACUUUAGAGUAAGUUACUCAUGUGUCAAUCCUAUAUGUUAUUUCUUGUAGUCAGCGUUUUAUUAUAUUUUUGUAUGGUAGCAUGACAAAAUUAUUGACUAUGUGAUGUAUCCAUGAUGCAGUCAUGAUAUGCAGUAUGUGCAUGAACGUGUAAGGUCUGUAUUUCUGUAGCUUAUAGAAGUAAAAAAUAUAUGAUCUUGACAAUCAAUGGAAAAGUGUGCCUUGUGACAUAUACAUGUAGAUGCUAGCAUAUGUAACAUUCAAUUUUAGAACUGCCCAUUUUGUUUCAGAGAAACUUUUUUCAUUGUCAUUGGAACUUCAUGGUUGUGUACAUGUAGGCAUGUGACAUUUAUCAUUUUCAGUUGUUGAAAAUGACAUAUUAUUUGUAAUACUUUAUUUGUACUUAGUCACAUACAUUACUCAUUAAUUAUCGUUAUCAAUAGAAAAUACCCGUGUAAAAUAUGCAUGUGUAAAAUAGUACAGUUGUAUACAAAAGGAUGUUUGAAUUCUGAGAGCAGAAAAAUUGUGAAGCAAAUUUUGUUACGCAAGUUGUUAAAGUUGUAGCUUGCUGAAAGCAUGGUUGAAAAGGUUUACCAAGUUAUUUUGUAAGUGGCCAAAUUAUGGAAGAAGAGGAGUGAUAUUGCGGGUUUCUAGGCAAAGAGUAAGAGUGCUUAGUACGUGUUUUGUUUUGUUUUGAAGAAGCAAUAGAGAGGCUGAACAUUUGAAGAGAUAUUGUGCUGCUAACAAAACAAUCACAAGAGACAGAGGUAGGAUAUGCGAAGUGUUUGUUACAUUAACUACAUUGUAUGUUUGUAACAGACAGUGUUUAGAAGAAAGUUUUGAUCGUAGGACCAUGACUAUUGUAGAGAUUUGCAUACACAAGUCAGAAUGUAGAACUUGUUUGUAUUCAAUAAUUAUGGAAUAAGACACAACCAGGUACUAGUAAAUGACUUGAUUGAACUUGAGCUUGUUGCAAUAUGUGAACUAGUGCCUGGACAUAUUUUUCAUUUUGGCAAGACCACGUUUGGAAAAGUAGGGUACUUAGCUAGUAAUUUUUGUUUUUGCUGUUAGUAAUAUUUUGUUAACAUUACGUAUGAACAAUAAUUGUUGUAACAUAAUGGGAUAUGUUUUGCCCUUUGUAAAUAUGUUAAAGUUGUGGAAAAAACAUGACUUGUGCAUUAAGGCAACCAAUUUUCUAAAAUGUGAUAAUUGUGGUAGCAUCUACAAUAUAGAAGUAGCUUUUUCAGCUAAGCAAAUUAACAUUCCUAUUAUUAUAUUACGUAAUGGCUUUGCUAACUUUGUGCCCUCAGGAUUGAAAGUGUGUGAGCUUCUUCAGAAAGUAGUAUUUUUGCACUAAUGUGUAUGUAUAAUUAUGUCGUGUAAAAUAAUGUCUUCAUUCCAAAAGAGUGUUUGAUUAGAUAGCAACAUUUGAUAUCAUCAUCAUAUACAUUUGAUAUUAUGGUAUCUACUGUUGGUUUAUUAUUUAGAAGUAUUUACAAACUAAAGGAAUGCUUUGGUUUACUAUGUGAAUAGGUCUCAAGUUAUAAUUACUUUAAAGCUUUUUGCCCAGUUUAGUAGCAGAUUAGUUGUGUGAACAUUAUGUAUAUUAGAAGACUUGCUCUUCAGUAAACAAGUGUUAGCAAAGUGUAUAUUAUGCAGUAUCAAAGCAACGUUAGUUAUGAAGGAAACAAAUUGAUAUCAAGUGCCUGAGAAGCAAUAAAUUUCUUGUUCAUGAACACA